AUGGAGACAGAAACAACAACAACAACGUCGACAACAUCGACAACAACAGAUAAAACCAACAAAAAGAAUUAUCAAAAGAAAUCAGAUAUCAGAGCCAAGAGAGAUGUACCAGCAGGUGUUGAUAUGUGGAAACCAACACCACUAAAGAGAGAUGAAGUACCAAAGAGAGUACUAUACGAUGAAUCAUCAUUCUCUACAGUAUUCCCAAAGUAUAGAGAGAAAUAUAUUAAAGAGAUUUGGCCACUCGUCGAAAAGGAACUUGUUGAACAUGGUAUCGAUUGCAAGUUGGAUUUUAUCGAAGGUACAAUGACCGUUGUCACUACUAAAAAGUGUUGGGAUCCUGUUGCUAUCUUAAAGGCUCGUGAUCUUAUUAAAUUAUUAUCUAGAUCUGUACCUUUUGUUCAUGCAAAGAAGAUUAUGGAAGAUGAUAAUAAUUGUGAUAUUAUAAAGAUUGGAGGAUUAGUACGUAACAAGGAAAGAUUUGUAAAGAGAAGACAAAGAUUGAUUGGACCAGAUGGAGCUACAUUGAAAUCGAUAGAGUUGUUGACACGUUGCUAUGUACUCAUUCAAGGUACAACGGUAGCAUCGAUUGGACCAUGGGAUGGUUUGGAAAAGGUUAGAAAGAUUGUAGAGGAUUGUAUGAAGAAUAUUCAUCCAAUCUACAAUAUCAAAGAGUUGAUGAUCAGAAGAGAACUCUUUAAAAACGAUGCAUUAAAGUCUGAGGAUUGGUCUAGAUUCAUUCCAAAGUUCAAAAAGAGAAACGUUCAAUCAAAGGCACCAGCUCCAAAGAAGAAAAAGAACAGAGAUGCUCCAUCGGCAAGCACCAUCUUUACACCAAGAAAGGAGGAUUUGGAGAUGGAAUCGGGAGAGUACUUUAUGUCAAAGGAGAGCAAAGACAAAAAGAAAAAGGUCGAACGAGAAAAGAAACAAGAAGAAGCUACUAUUAGACGUCAACAAGCACAGGCCAAGCAUUAUAUUGCUCCUGCUGAAAAGGAAUUUGUACAAAAUGCUGCUGCUGCUGCCGCUGCUUCAGCCAAAUCAACCACCGACACCCUUAAAAAUAUUCAAUCAAAUAUCAACAAGAACAAGAGAAAGGAUAUUGAUUCCUCUUCUGCAAAUGAUUUUAUUCAAGGUAGUGCUGUUGAACAACCAAUAAAGAAAAAGAAAUAA
Messenger RNA from Cavenderia fasciculata, 1170 nucleotides. RefSeq lists its product as uncharacterized. The record is from RefSeq and is a predicted model, not a curated record. Gene Ontology annotation, molecular function: RNA binding. Gene Ontology annotation, cellular component: nucleolus; small-subunit processome. The coding region runs from base 1 to 1170 and encodes 389 amino acids. NCBI's taxonomy places the organism in Eukaryota, Evosea, Eumycetozoa, Acytosteliales, Cavenderiaceae. The transcript has 2 exons.